AUGAAUGGGAAUUUAUUGCUGGAGGACUGUAAUCCAGAGUCAGAUUUCCAGGACUGGUCUUGGCAAGGUGAUUCUUUGAUGAAUCACGGUACGCAGAGCUGCCUCUCCGUGGUUGGGGCCAACAGAGUGCAAACAAGUCUCUGCGGCAGCGUGGACUACACAAGCUGGGACUGCUUGAAAUCGGUGCUCUCUCCUCUGGGCAGCAGCCAGGGCUUCCUGGUGGCAAACAGGAAAGGAGUCGCUCUCAAUAAUGUGAGAGGCCUCAGGGCCCAGUGGCAAGAUGCUGCAGACAAGAGCGUGUGCGAGGAGAAAGCAGCUGAGGCAGAGCAAGACAGGUACUUCCCUGCAGCCCUUGCUAGCACACGCAUGUAUGACCACACGGCAGGCAACGUGACCCUUGCGCUGGGUAUAGAUCAAGAAGAGCUGGAGGAGCUGCUCUGGUUCUUCCGCAGAGAAGACCCAUCAACGUGGAAUUACUCCAUCCUUGCACUUUCCUUUGUGUCCAUGAUUUUGGGUCUUCUCCUCCUGGCCAUUAACGUUGUGCGAAACAGGCAAAGGAAGAUCCACAUGUACAGAGAAGGAGUGCAAACCACCCAGCAGGCUGAGCUGGAAGCCAAGCAAGCCCUGAUGCCUGUGCAGGAAUACAGCCCGGCCGAACCGCAAAAGCAGGAGCUGGUGCCCCAGGAUCAGCGAUCCGGAGAAGUGGUGGUCCAGUGGAAGGACGGGACCGUCACGUCUCUGUACACAGAGGCAUCUGAGCAUGCCAUAUAA
Messenger RNA from Phaethon lepturus (White-tailed tropicbird), 771 nucleotides. RefSeq names its product solute carrier family 51, beta subunit (gene SLC51B). Bases 1 to 771 code for a protein of 256 amino acids. Gene Ontology annotation, molecular function: transmembrane transporter activity; protein heterodimerization activity. NCBI's taxonomy places the organism in Eukaryota, Metazoa, Chordata, Aves, Phaethontiformes, Phaethontidae. The record is from RefSeq and is a predicted model, not a curated record. The transcript is spliced from 4 exons. Gene Ontology annotation, cellular component: plasma membrane. Gene Ontology annotation, biological process: bile acid and bile salt transport.